Molecule: messenger RNA, 2461 nt
Organism: Neopsephotus bourkii (Bourke's parrot)
Lineage: Eukaryota; Metazoa; Chordata; Aves; Psittaciformes; Psittacidae
Gene: PKNOX1
Product: PBX/knotted 1 homeobox 1
Exons: 13
Coding region: 473-1768 (431 amino acids)
Biological process (GO): regulation of transcription by RNA polymerase II; angiogenesis
Molecular function (GO): DNA-binding transcription factor activity, RNA polymerase II-specific; RNA polymerase II cis-regulatory region sequence-specific DNA binding
Source: RefSeq, a predicted model, not a curated record
GCGGUGAAUAUUGAUGAGGCGUGAUGCGCGGCGUGGUGUCGUGUAGGGCGGCGCGCCCGGCGAUUGGCCGUGUGCGUGUGUGCGCGGUGACGCGUGUCGCGGCGGUGCGGGUCCCGAUUGCUGCAGCCGCUUGUCAGUGUGACGAAGAUUGGCACCCAAGGUUUCUGUUGUCUACUUUGUACAUCAGUGGGAUCACUCUACUGGAACAAGAUAAUGUCAUCUUCAACCCACUGAGGGAAAGGGAUCUGAAACUGCUGAGAACACUGUAACUUAGUUCUUCGAUACUGAUAUAAGUGGAGAGAGCAGAAAACCUGGAAUUAAUACCAGGAUAUAGUAUUUUUCAAAAUAUGAGCUAUGUUUUCUUUUUUUAAUAUGAGUAUUUUUUAUAGUGGCUAAACAUUAGGACUCCUACAUGUCAAGGAAUAUUUGUUCAUACUUAUGAUGAUUUGACAUAAUUAACGUAUUAUUAACCAUGAUGGCAACACAGACAUUAAGUAUAGACAACUAUCAAGAUGGACAACAGAUGCAAGUAGUAACAGAAUUAAAAACUGAACAAGAUACUGAUGCAGAAGGGGUGAGUCCUGCCCCAGUAGAAUCUCAAACUCCAAUGGAUGCGGACAAGCAGGCCAUUUACAGGCACCCACUAUUUCCCCUGUUAGCACUAUUAUUUGAAAAAUGUGAACAAUCUACACAAGGCUCAGAAGGCACAACUUCUGCUAGUUUUGAUGUAGAUAUUGAAAAUUUUGUAAGGAAGCAGGAGAAAGAAGGAAAACCUUUUUUCUGUGAAGAUCCAGAAACUGAUAAUUUGAUGGUAAAAGCAAUCCAGGUUCUACGUAUCCAUCUGCUUGAGCUAGAAAAGGUUAACGAACUCUGCAAGGAUUUCUGUAGUCGUUACAUUGCCUGCCUGAAGACAAAAAUGAACAGUGAAACGCUAUUAAGUGGAGAACCUGGAAGUCCUUAUUCACCUGUGCAAUCUCAGCAAAUUCCAAGUGCCAUUGCAGGCACACUCAGUCCCCAAGGGAUUAUGGUGCCAGCAUCAGCAUUGCAGCAGGGAAAUGUAACUAUGGCAACAGUAGCAGGCGGGACAGUGUAUCAGCCAGUCACUGUGGUCACUCCACAAGGUCAAGUGGUGACACAAGCACUGUCACCUGGGACUAUUCGGAUCCAGAACUCUCAGCUUCAGUUGCAAUUAAACCAAGAUCUAGGCAUCUUGCAUCAAGAUGAUGGCUCAUCAAAAAAUAAAAGAGGAGUUCUUCCCAAGCACGCCACAAAUGUGAUGAGAUCUUGGCUUUUUCAGCACAUAGGGCAUCCAUAUCCAACAGAGGAUGAGAAGAAACAGAUUGCAGCACAAACAAAUCUGACACUACUCCAGGUUAACAACUGGUUUAUCAAUGCUAGGAGGCGAAUUCUUCAGCCAAUGCUGGAUUCCAGUUGUUCCGAAACUCCAAAAACGAAGAAGAAAACGGCUCAGAACCGACCGGUUCAGAGGUUCUGGCCUGACUCCAUUGCCUCAGGAGUUGCUCAGCAGCAAUCUAACGAGCUUACAAUGUCAGAUGGUGCUGUUGUAACAAUUACAGCUCCAGUCAACAUGAAUGUAGACAGUCUCCAGUCUUUGUCAUCCGAUGGUGCUACUUUGGCUGUUCAGCAGGUUAUGAUGGCAGGGCAAAGUGAGGAUGAGUCUGUAGACAGCGGUGAAGAUGAUGGAGGAGAUCUCUCAACAACAAACAUCAGUGGGCUGGUCUUGGAUAACAGCGAUUCUCUGCAGUAGGAAGCAAGAGAGUGUGACAAAGUGUUUAGGAGAAAGAAUAAACUGACUGACUGACUUUUUAUAGUUUGCACAGCAAACAUUUUACACAAGUUUUAUUUCUAAUAUGUUUUAUAUGUAGAUAUAGAAGGGUGCACUUUUUUGUAUUUCAUAGUAAGCUUAAAGAGUGUUUUUGCAGGUGCAGCAACUUCUUUCAAAUGUUUUUUUUCUCUUCAUUUCUUUUUCUUAUUUCAUAAAAUUAUAUCUAGUAAUAUAAAGAACCACAUAAGCAACCCUUUGUUCUAUGAAUUGAAAGUGCUGCCAUUUCUGAAGAAUUAUGCAGUUUCAAUUAGUGCUGUUUUUAACACAGAUUUUGAUGGGCAGGUGAUGUAAAUUUAAAGCAUGUGACACUAGUGUGUGGAACUUGAUCAUUAAGUUAGAUGCAUAUAUUUGAAAGAUGCUUCUGCACCUUAAAAACUGCUAGUCUGAGGUGGACAGCAACACACAUAAAAAGAAAAUGUUGAUGUGUGAUUCGGUAGCGAAUGUAUGGCAAUUUAAAUAAGUUUAGUUUCUCUCAUAGUCCGUGAGCCUGUUUAUCAUUUGCUAUGAAAACUCCUAUUUUUACCUUGCCGGGGUUAUUGGAUAAAAAAAAUAUUUUUAUAAAUUCACUAGGAAUUGGGAUGACGACUGUAUUAAGCAGGAGGUAAAAAAAACAAA